Messenger RNA from Lolium perenne, 684 nucleotides. Its product is annotated as protein FAR1-RELATED SEQUENCE 5-like. Lineage: Eukaryota; Viridiplantae; Streptophyta; Magnoliopsida; Poales; Poaceae. The record is from RefSeq and is a predicted model, not a curated record.
AUGGUGUCGACGGAGGAGAGCGCGCCGUCGUCUCAGGCUGGAAGAGGAGGGAAGGCCUCGAACAACAAACUCGCAAUCAACGAGAUUUUGUGCCCUCUCAUCAGGUUGCUGCGGUCAAAGGACAAUGAGUGGUACAUUUGCAAGCACAGAGAUGUACACAUCCAUGAACUAUCGGCAUCUUUCGGAGAGAGGGCGCAUUGGCCGUCGCACAGACACAUACAUAGCUACACAAAGGAUUUGAUUAAGCAGCUGAGGGAGAACAACGUCAACCUUGGGAAGGUGUACAUCAUCAUAGGGAGCUUCUUCGGAAAAAUGGAGAACAUACCUUUCACGAAAAGGGCAUUGAAGACUUUGUGUGGCCAGAUUAGUAGCGAGCAGGCGGAUGACGAUGUCAGGAAGACAAUAGAAGUGUUCUCCGAGAUGGGGGCUGCGGAUCCCGAAUUCACUUAUAGCGUGCAAGUGGAUGACGACAGGAGGAUAAUAAACCUGCUGUGGACUACAGGGAAGGGGAGGGCUCAGUACCAUUAUUUCGGUGAUGCAAUCACAUUUGACACCACAUACCGAACAAAUGUUUAUGACAUGCCUUUUGGUUUAAUUGUGGGUGUUAACAGCCACUUCCAGAGUGUCAUAUUCGGUGGUAUUCUGCUAAGGGAAGAAAAGAUCAGUGUAGAGCGAUGGAAGUAG